This is a messenger RNA of Owenia fusiformis, 1164 nucleotides long. NCBI's taxonomy places the organism in Eukaryota, Metazoa, Annelida, Polychaeta, Sabellida, Oweniidae. The record is from the annotation of a GenBank genome assembly.
ACACAGUACAUGUUUAGGGUUUCCUUUGUAAUUGCAUUGCUGUCAACUAUUUCAGUAAACGUUCUCAAUAUGGCUGUACAUGUUUAUGAGCCUACUGCACAAUGUACCUUAUACAAGUCUUCUAUUCCCGUGGGACCACAAACAGCUUUAGACAGUUCUGCUGGGGUAACCGCUAAGGGGGGACGUAAUAAAAUCAUGAAGAGGGCGGUUGUCUUAGGAGCCGGAGGGUUUAUCGGUGGACACUUAGUGAAAAGGCUGCAGCGCGAUGGUUACUGGGUCAGGGCGGUCGAUAUAAAACGCCAUGAAUUCUUUACUGAAAUGGGAGACGACUUUGUCGUUGCUGAUCUGCGAGAUGUGGAUCAGGUGAAGAAGAUCAUAACUAGCGAUAUAGACGAGGUCUACCAACUCGCUGCAGAUAUGGGUGGCGCUGAGUUCGUUGCCAGCGGCGACUUCGAUGCGGAUAUUAUGCACAAUUCAGCUUUGAUUAACCUCCACGUUUGCAACCUUUGCCAAAAGAUGGGCGUCAAGAAGGUGUUCUAUUCCAGCACUGCAUGUGUAUACCCUGUAUACAACCAACUAGACCCAACGAACCCAAAUUGCAAGGAAGACUCGGCUUAUCCAGCUGAGCCGGAUUCUGAGUAUGGUUGGGAGAAGCUGUUCAGUGAACGCCUCUUCUUGGCUUAUGCGCGUAACCAUAGUAUGCGAGUUCGUAUUGCACGCUUUCACAACAUCUUCGGUCCUUAUGGUACAUGGGAGGGAGGACGGGAAAAAGCACCUGCCGCCAUCUGUAGGAAAGUCGCCAUGACGAAAGAUGGUGGUUCUAUAGAAAUAUUUGGCGAUGGCAAGCAGACGAGAUCUUUUCUAAUUGUAGAUGAAUGUGUAGAAGGUGUUAUCAGACUGAUAAAUUCGGACUUCGAGGGACCCGUCAAUAUCGGUUCAGAAGAAAUGGUCACAAUAAAUGAACUCACUGAUACAAUUAUCAAGAUAUCAGGGAAACGAAUCGAGGUCCGUCACAUCAGUGGCCCCACUGGAGUUCGAGGUAGAAACUCAGACAAUACCCUUAUUGAACAAAAAUUAGGCUGGAGACCAAGUCGAUCCCUUUAUGACGGUCUUCUAAAGACAUAUACUUGGGUGAAAGCACAAGUAGAUAAAAAGUACUCAUAG